Mesocricetus auratus (golden hamster) is the source of this 1372-nucleotide messenger RNA. RefSeq names its product death domain-containing membrane protein NRADD. Gene Ontology annotation, molecular function: nerve growth factor binding; coreceptor activity; death receptor activity. Bases 439 to 1128 code for a protein of 229 amino acids. The transcript has 6 exons. The record is from RefSeq and is a predicted model, not a curated record. NCBI's taxonomy places the organism in Eukaryota, Metazoa, Chordata, Mammalia, Rodentia, Cricetidae. Gene Ontology annotation, biological process: Rho protein signal transduction. Gene Ontology annotation, cellular component: plasma membrane; cell surface.
CGUUUCCUGGCUCUUGGUUCUCAGCUCUGACGGUCCAUCGCGUGGCUUUUGCAGGCCGUUUGCGCGCACUGGCAACCAGGCCUGCGUCGGCUCUGUGCUCCAGCGUGGGGCGGGGGCGAGACCGCGCCCUCGAGCUCAGCCCCGCCUCUUCAUUGUCCUGCUCCCCUUUCCAACACCCCCACCCCCGCCUUGGCUCACUCUUUCUUGGGCAGACCGGAACCUGCCCUCUCCCGCUGUCUGCCCGGCUGAGUGUACCCUGGCACCCUUGGAGGGGUGGCCGCAGAAGGCCCACACACCAACUAGGAUUCCGGAAGCCCCCCACUCCCAGUGUGAGUUCCUCUGGACCCAGAAAAGCAGCCCUGUGGCUCCUUCAGCUCAGUGCUGUGCACGACUCACCUUCAGCAAGAAGCAGCCCAGCAGGCAGUGCCUGGCAAAGCCAUGCUCUACAACGUCAGCCACAGCAAAGGUGUGGUCUACACAGAUACAGCCCUGAGGGGGCAGGGUAGGGACAGGGACACAGUGUGGGCAGGCGCUGAAGGUGCCCUGGCCCCCAACACCUCCUCCCCGUUUCCCCCCGAGCCUCCAGGGGCCUCCGGCAGCAUCAUCCCCGUCUACUGUGCUCUCCUAGCUGCUGUGGUCCUCGGUUUGCUCGCCUACGUGGCCUUCAAAUGUUGGCGCUCACGUAAGCAAAGACAACAGUUGGCCAAAGCUCGAACCGUAGAAGUUGGAGACCCUGACAGGGACCAGCGGCAUGGUGACAGCGGUGUCUUCAUGGGCGCUCACAGUCUGGAGCCCUGUAUCCCCGGCCAGGGACCACACCCUGACCCUGGCUGCCGACUCUACCUGCAUAUUCCCCAGCAGCAGCAGCAGGAGGUCGAGCGGCUCUUGAUGUUGGGUGAACCUGCCAAGGGCUGGCAGGGGCUGGCAGGCCAGCUGGGCUACCAGGCUGAGGCUGUGGAAACCAUGGCCAGUAGCCAGGUGCCAGCCUACACCCUGCUGAGGGACUGGGCUGUCCAAGAAGGAAACAGAGCCACCCUCAGCGUGCUAGAGGACGGCCUGGCUGCCAUAGGCCGAGAAGAUGUGGUCCAGGUUUUGAGCUCACCAGCUGAGGGCUGCUCUGUGGUGUGAGUGACACCCCCGUGCUACCCGCACUGGCACUCCUUACCAUUCUUACCACCUCAGGUCCCCUUCUUGAACUUCUGGCUUCGGUCACUUCAUGUCCCUUCACCUUCCUUUCCAAGACAGAAAGCGGGGUAUGGGGGACGGGAAAGAGUGGGGCACAGCUCUGCCAGCAGAUCCCUGGUUCUGCUUCCCUUCAUUUAGCUCCAGCUAUUUUUUAAAAACCACGUAUUAAAGGCAACUUUGACUUGUG